UUGAAGUUGUUUAUAGUUUCUUAAGUUGUUCACUUAAAAAAUUGCUAGUAAAAAGGAAAAGCAACAUUUCAAGGUAUGAGAAAGCAGUUUGGCAGGCCAUGUCAGUGUCAGAAUUUUACCAAAAAAGACAGAGAAUGUGUUGAAUCAUCCAUUUUCUUUCCAGGUUGUUCUGGAAUUGAUAGAGCUACGUGAAUUGGGUGCUGCCAGGUCACUUCUGAGACAGACUGACCCCAUGAUCAUGUUAAAACAAACACAACCAGAGCGGUAUAUUCAUCUGGAGAACCUCUUGGCCAGGUCUUACUUUGAUCCUCGUGAGGCAUAUCCAGAUGGAAGUAGCAAAGAGAAAAGAAGAGCUGCAAUUGCCCAGGCCUUAGCUGGGGAAGUCAGUGUGGUACCUCCAUCUCGCCUCAUGGCAUUGCUGGGGCAGUGUGAUCCGUCUUAUCAUGCAGUACCUGAAGGAGAACAGUUUACAUCGGGCAUUGGCUACCUUACAGGAGGAGACUACUGUGUCUCUGAAUACUGUGGACAGCAUCGAGAGUUUUGUGGCUGAUAUUAAUAGUGGCCAUUGGGAUACUGUUUUACAGGCUAUACAGUCUCUGAAAUUGCCAGACAAAACCCUUAUUGACCUCUAUGAACAGGUAAGAGUGGUAGUGAUGCUGAUGCCCAUGGAUGGGUUUAUUGUGUGCCUCCUGACUGGGAAGUAGAGUGAGCAUUCCUAUAAGCACUCUAGGGGUAUGACUUCCUGUAAAACUUACACUGUCAGAGUCUGACAAC
Molecule: messenger RNA, 774 nt
Organism: Castor canadensis (American beaver)
Lineage: Eukaryota; Metazoa; Chordata; Mammalia; Rodentia; Castoridae
Source: RefSeq, a predicted model, not a curated record